Lathyrus sativus (Indian pea) is the source of this 1080-nucleotide messenger RNA. Lineage: Eukaryota; Viridiplantae; Streptophyta; Magnoliopsida; Fabales; Fabaceae. The record is from the annotation of a GenBank genome assembly.
AUGAGGAUAAUCAAUGAGCCAACUGCGGCGACUCUUGCAUAUGGACUUCAAAAGAGAGCUAAUUGUGUUGAAGAGAGAACUAUUUUCAUCUUUGAUCUUGGUGAAGGAACUUUUGAUGUGUCUCUCCUUUCAAUUAAGAAUAAUUCCUUUGAUGUCAAGGCCACUGCUGGUGACACUCGCCUCGGAGGAGAGGACUUUGAUAAUCGAAUGCUGAAUCACUUUGUGAAGGAGUUUAAGAGAAAGAACAAAGUUGACAUUAGUGGGAACUCAAAAGCCUUGAGGAGAUUGAGAACUGCCUGCGAGAGGGCAAAAAGAACACUUUCAUACGAUACUGAUGCAACGAUCGAUAUAGAUGUAAUAUGUGAGGGUAUUGACUUCUGUUCAUCAAUUACUCGGGCCAAGUUUGAGCAACUGAAUAUGGACCUCUUUGAAAAGUGUAUGGAAACAGUUGAAAGUUGUUUGCUUGAUUCAAAGAUGGACAAAAGUAGGGUUGAUGACAUUGUCCUUGUUGCUGUCCAAGCUGCUUUGUUGAGUGAAGGCAGUAAGAAUGUUCCAAAUUUGGUGCUGCAAGAUGUUAUCCCUUUGUCACUUGGUAUCAGAACGGAAGGAGAUAUUAUGAGUGUGAUGAUUCCUAGGAAUACUUGUGUACCAUUCAAGAAAACACAAGGUUAUGAAACAGCUUCAGAUAACCAAUCUUCAGUCUCAGUUAAGGUUUAUGAGGGUGAAAGAGUUAUUGCAACCGAGAACAACUUGCUUGGUUUGUUUAAUCUCAAGGUUCCACUUGCUCCUCGGGGACAUCCUUUCAAAGUAUGCUUUACUAUAGAUGCAGAUGGUAUAUUAAACGUCUCUGCAGAGGAAGAAACAAGUGGUAAUAAGAAAGAUAUUACAAUAACUAAUGAAAAUGGAAGAUUGUCAAGAGAAGAAAUUGAGAGAAUGAUCCAAGAAGCUGAGAAUUUCAAGGAUCAAGAUAUGAAGUUCAAAACGAAAGCUAAAGCCAUAAAUGCUUUGGACGAUUAUCUAUUUUAUUUAAUUAACCUCUAUUUAGUUUCCAUUAGUUUAAUUCUAAAACAAAAACAAUAA